Molecule: messenger RNA, 1929 nt
Organism: Iphiclides podalirius (scarce swallowtail)
Lineage: Eukaryota; Metazoa; Arthropoda; Insecta; Lepidoptera; Papilionidae
Source: the annotation of a GenBank genome assembly
AUGGUUGAUAAUCCAGCCGCCUGGAGAAAAGCAAGCGACGUAAAUUGGCAAGCGCUGGUCGAUUUCACGUUGAAGGGCGUCAAGCAUAUGAGGAAAGACGAGGGAGGAGCCGGAGGAACCAUCAUAAAUGUAUCCUCAGUCGCAGGGCUAUGCAGAUUCUCGUUUAUGCCUAUUUAUUGUGGCUCAAAAGCUGCGGUGCUUCACUUUAGCCAGAGCAUUUCGAGCGGUUCGUUUUACGCCAAAACCGGAGUAAGAGUGUUGACGAUCUGUUUUGGAUCAACCUUGACUCCACUGCUCGAUGGACUGGAAAAUCGAAUUUGGGACGAAAGUACAGUAAAUGAAUUGCAAACAGCUGUAAGGAUUCCCCAGAAGGUUGAAAGUGCUUCUGCAGCUGUACUUAAGAUAUUCAAGGAAGGUCCAAACGGUUCCAUAUGGCUAUCAAACGAUGACAAACCCGCUCAGGAUAUUACACCAGAAAAAAUGAAAGAUCAAUUCGUGUCAGAAGGAAAAACUUUCUUGGUGACGGGCGGCGCCUCAGGCUUAGGGGCACGCUAUGUCGAGACUUUUGUCAAGCAAGGGGCAAAGGGCGUUGCGAUUUUGGACGUGCAAGUUGAGAAUGGCAAAAAGCUAGCAGAACGUUUAAGUAAAACUUACACCAGUAAUGUAAUAUUUGUGGAAUGCGACGUUGCCAAUGAGAAGGAAGCAGAUGAAGCGUUUAAAAUAGUAUUACAACAAUUCAAACGGCUAGAUGUGAUUAUUAACAAUGCCGGAAUAAUGGUUGAUAAUGCAGCCAGCUGGAGAAAAGCAAGCGACGUUAAUUGGCAAGGGUUGGUCGACUUCACAAUGAAAGGUGUCAAGCAUAUGAGGAAGGACGAGGGAGGAGCUGGAGGCACGAUCAUAAAUGUAUCAUCAAUCGCUGGAAUUUGCCGAUUCCCCUUCUUGCCUAUUUAUUGUGGUUCAAAAGCUGCAGUACUUCACUUUAGUCAGAGCAUUUCGGGCGGUUCGUUCUACGCGAACACCGGCGUGAGAGUAUUGACGGUCUGUUUUGGACCAACUUUAACUCCGCUGCUCGAUGGACUGGAAAAAAGAGUUUGGGACAAAAGCACUGCAAAUGAAUUGAAAACAGUUGCCAGUUAUCACCAAAAAGCUGAAAGUGCUGCUGAAGCUGUACUCAAGAUAUUCAAGGAAGGUCCAAGCGGUUCCAUAUGGCUAUCAAGUGAUGACAAACCCGCUCAGGACAUUACACCAGUAGUUAGUGAAGCAUUUGCAGAUCAAUACGCGUCAGAGGAAAAAACUUUUUUGGUGACGGGCGGCGCGUCAGGUUUAGGGGCGCACUAUGUUGAGUCCUUUGUCAAGCAAGGGGCAAAGGGCGUUGCGAUUUUGGACGUUCAAGUUGAUAAUGGCAAAAAGCUAGCAGAACGUUUAAGCAAAAGUUACACCAGUAAAGUAAUAUUUGUGAAAUGCGACGUUGCCAACGAGAAGGAGGCAGGUGAAGCGUUUAAAAUAGUAUUGAAAGAAUUCAAACAGCUAGAUGUGGUUAUUAAUAAUGCCGGAAUAAUGAUGGAUAAUGCAGCUACCUGGAGAAAAGCAAGCAACGUUAAUUGGCAAGGACUGGUCGACUUCACGAUGAAGGGUGUCAAGCAUAUGAGGAAGGACGAGGGAGGAGCUGGAGGCACGAUCAUAAAUGUAUCCUCAAUCGCGGGAAUUUGCAGAUUCCCCUUCAUGCCUAUUUAUUGUGCCACAAAAGCUGCAGUGAUUCACUUUAGCCAGAGUAUUUCGGGCGGUUCGUUCUACGCGAAAACCGGCGUGAGAGUAUUGACAGUCUGUUUUGGACCAACCUUGACUCCGCUGCUCGAUGGACUGGAAAAAAGAGUUUGGGACGAAACCAUGGCAAAUGACUUGGAAACAGUUGCCCGUUAUCACCAGAAG